AGGCGGGGCUGGGGGGCGGCGCGCGGUAGUCGGUGUGAGGGCGGCGGAGCCGGCGGCCACCAUCAGUAUCGGCUUCUGCUCCCCGGCUGCUUCUCGGCAGCUGCUCCCGCUGCUCCUCGCCUGUGGCUCGCAGCGCCGGCCCUCCGGAGUCCUGCCGGUCGGAGGGGAGCGCUCUGAGGCUUCUCCCCUUGUCUCCCAGUCGGAACUAUCGCCCUCCGCGGAGCCGUGAGGAGGCUGAGGUUGCCCCUUCCCCCCGCUCCCGGCCUGCCGGCGUGGGGUGCCUCUUCUGCCCGUUUCCUUCCUCCCCGCGGGACGGAUGAAUUGAUGGAGCAGGAGCAGGAUGCUGGUUCUGCCUCCAGCCAAUGCUGUGUGGUGCCGUGGUGUUUACCCAGCUUACGCAAGGCAGAGCCGGCCCCUCUUGAAGGCAGGAGGUGCUUCCCACGGCUGAAGUAAAAGCACACAGAGCAGUCACUCAGUCUGGCAGUUGCUGGGGCUUAAAGGAGUUGGUGGAUUUCGGCUGAUUUUAAACAAGAUCAGAGGGUUGGAUUUUUUUCUUCUCCACUGUGUAGGAAUACUGCAAGGACACAAAUAUCCUGGAAAUAAUGAAAAAAGUGUGCCACAACUCUUGAUCAGAGACCUGAAGUUUGAGAAGUCAUUAGCUAAGCUCAUGUUUUCUCCUGAUCAAGAAAAUCAUCCAUCAAAAGCACCAGUCAAAUAUGGUGAAUUGAUUGUAUUGGGGUACAAUGGGUCUCUCCCAAAUGGAGAUAGAGGGAGAAGGAAAAGUAGAUUUGCUUUAUUUAAAAGGCCCAAGGCAAAUGGGGUGAAACCCAGCACUGUGCACAUUGCCUGUACCCCUCAAGCAGCAAAGGCAAUAAGUAAUAAGGACCAACACAGCAUAUCUUACACUUUGUCUCGGGCCCAGACAGUAGUAGUUGAAUAUACUCAUGACAGCAACACAGAUAUGUUCCAGAUUGGUCGGUCAACAGAGAGUCCUAUAGACUUUGUAGUAACAGAUACAGUUCCUGGGAGUCAGAGUAAUUCGGAUACACAGUCUGUGCAGAGCACAAUAUCAAGGUUUGCCUGCAGAAUCAUAUGUGAACGUAACCCUCCCUUUACAGCAAGAAUAUAUGCUGCAGGAUUUGAUUCCUCAAAAAACAUUUUUCUUGGGGAGAAAGCUGCAAAGUGGAAGACAUCAGAUGGGCAAAUGGAUGGACUAACAACAAAUGGAGUUCUUGUUAUGCAUCCUCGUAAUGGAUUCACAGAAGACUCCAAGCCAGGGGUGUGGAGAGAGAUUUCUGUGUGUGGGAAUGUGUUCAGCCUCCGUGAAACCAGAUCAGCUCAACAGAGGGGAAAAAUGGUUGAGAACGAGACGAACCAGCUGCAGGACGGCUCCCUGAUCGACCUGUGCGGGGCGACACUGCUGUGGCGCACGGCCGAGGGGCUCGCACGCACGCCCACCGUCAAGCACCUGGAGGCUCUGAGGCAGGAGAUCAACGCAGCCAGGCCCCAGUGCCCCGUGGGCUUCAACACCCUGGCCUUCCCUAGCAUGAAGAGAAAAGAUGUUGUAGACGAAAAGCAGCCGUGGGUGUACCUGAACUGCGGCCACGUGCACGGCUACCACAACUGGGGGAACAAAGAGGAGAGGGACGGCAAGGACCGCGAGUGCCCCAUGUGCCGCUCCGUCGGCCCCUACGUGCCUCUGUGGCUCGGGUGUGAAGCGGGAUUUUAUGUGGAUGCCGGACCUCCAACUCACGCAUUCAGCCCAUGUGGACACGUGUGCUCAGAAAAGACAACUGCAUAUUGGUCCCAAAUUCCUCUUCCUCACGGUACUCACACUUUUCAUGCAGCCUGUCCCUUCUGUGCGCAUCAGCUGGCUGGUGAGCAGGGUUACAUCAGGCUCAUUUUCCAAGGGCCUCUCGACUAACACAGGUGUUCCCAAGGACUGCAGUAAACUGAUAAGCUAAGCGAGUCUUGUUUUUAAACCAACUGUUUUUCGUAUUCUCUGGGCUUUGCUGGUUUGCAUUAAGAUGAAGAAUUUUUUGGGUUUUUUGUUACAACAGCUAAAUCCCUCUUUAUUGAGAAAAGUCUGGAAAUAGAAGAAAUGGGGGGAGAAGGGGGAGACCUGCUUUUUUUCGUUAUUAACUACUUCUGAAGAGGUGAAGCAAGUGUUGUAGAGUGAAAUUCAAUGCCUUCAGUUUAAUGGUUUUUGAAUCACAUGCCCACAGUGUUUGAAAGGUGUUUCAUUCUUUUUGUAUAUGGAGGGUAAAUAGUUCAAAGAACAUUAGUUUACAGCCUGGAUGCAAACAUUGUAAAAUAUAACAUGUAUAUUAACUCUUUUCUAUUUAUCUUUAUUAUUGAAAAUAUUUAGAAUGUUUAGAGAGUAGCAUGGUCAUAGUGUGUUACAUCCAGCAAUUGGAUGUGUAGAGUAGUUCUGGAUGGAGAAGAACGUGGGAUGAAAAUGGUAGAAAAAUCUUUAAAUCUAAAAUACUGAGUUCUUAGAAUAGUUAAAAUGCUUUUUAAACAAAGCUAAUGCAAAUUAUGAUGGCAUAAAGUUGUGCUUUAACCAUGUUGAAAGGUAGAUAAGAAGGACUUCUUAAAUUGUCUUUUUGGUAGGACUGUACUUAAGAUCUGGUUAGGAGGAGAAUAUUUACCAGACUCUUUGAAUAUGCAACUUAGUCUAGAUUAAGGAUUUUUUUCUCCCUUCACGCUAACACUUCUCUUUAUUUAGCAUUAGUGACAUUUGUGAGGGUUUUUCCAAUGUUAAACAUGAACAGACCAGAAAGAUGAGGCUUGUUCUGUUCCUUGCUGUUUGGGGGUGAGGGGCGGCGACAGGGGGAGAGGUGGAUGCACAUGGGCAUGUGUGUGGGGAGCAGUUUGUGACUUGACCACAGUCCCAGCGUGAGAGGAGUUUGUCAGCUGGAUGCUCAGCCUUCCACCUGCUGACUGGUGGGAGGGCCUCAGGCCUGGCCUUUGCUCCUCUGCCAGGUGCAGCUGCUCAUCUGGGCCACACGUGGAACAGAGGUAGAGCCUGGUAGCCAGGGGAUGUGUCCCUGCAUCCUUGGGCAGCUGGGCACAGCUGCCAGUCUGUUGGGAGAGUUGGGGCUGGGCUGGGCUCAGACCCUCUGUGAGAUGCUGCUGUGGGCUCUGCUUACUCUGGUCUCUGUCUGCUCUCCUCUUACUCCCCCUCCUUCCCCUCUGUAUCCACCAGAAAAGACCAGUGUACUACAUGCAGCUCUGCUGCCAGCCCACUGUGCUUCAUGGCAACCUGACCUUUUUAGCAUUGAUUUGAGCUUUUUUUGGCCAGCUUCGUACAUUUUUUUAAAAUACGUACUGUAUAAUUGACAGUAAGAAAAUUUCUGUACCUUAUAGCAAAGCUUUAGCUUUCACUUUUCUUUUGAAGCUGUUCUAAAACUUCCUUUGUUUAAAGAGA
Molecule: messenger RNA, 3430 nt
Organism: Serinus canaria (Common canary)
Lineage: Eukaryota; Metazoa; Chordata; Aves; Passeriformes; Fringillidae
Gene: PELI1
Product: pellino E3 ubiquitin protein ligase 1
Exons: 8
Coding region: 668-1924 (418 amino acids)
Biological process (GO): protein K48-linked ubiquitination; regulation of Toll signaling pathway
Molecular function (GO): ubiquitin protein ligase activity; protein binding
Source: RefSeq, a predicted model, not a curated record